Messenger RNA from Leptinotarsa decemlineata (Colorado potato beetle), 1481 nucleotides. RefSeq lists its product as uncharacterized. NCBI's taxonomy places the organism in Eukaryota, Metazoa, Arthropoda, Insecta, Coleoptera, Chrysomelidae. Gene Ontology annotation, cellular component: endoplasmic reticulum membrane. Gene Ontology annotation, biological process: monoacylglycerol catabolic process; phosphatidylserine catabolic process. The record is from RefSeq and is a predicted model, not a curated record. Gene Ontology annotation, molecular function: phosphatidylcholine lysophospholipase A1 activity; monoacylglycerol lipase activity.
GUCACUAUUCAUAUCUAUCUCUUUAACCGAUAAGAUAACCUUUAACCUUCAUCUACUGUUUUUACGGAUUUGUUAUGGAGUAAAUUUUCAAUGCGAAACUCAAAACAAAUGGUUUUGAAAACAUGAGUUGCUUCAAUAUUAUGCUGUGAUGCAUACAAAACGAAUAUGUUUUGUAUUCUUUGUAAGAGGAGAAAAAACAAAUAUUCAAGAACAAAUUAUACUUAUUUGUUAGAUUCUGAUGACAUGGAAGAUGUUGGAUUUGAUGAACUGGAAGAAAAGUGUUGUUCAAGAAGAUGUAAAAUUUUGCUAAUCGCAGGAUUUGGUAUACUAAUAAUAUUAGUAUUUGUUCUUGUUUUUGUGGUCAUACCUCUAAUAUUCAUGAACUCCACUUUUGUUCAACAAUCCCUUAUUUUUACCCACUUUGGACUUCCGCGAUCUGAAAAAUACUUUGAGGAUUAUAAAUUUCCGGCAUUCAGAAAUGAAUAUGUUUCAAUAAAUUGGGAAGGAGGUGCGAAUAGAUUUCUAGGAGUAUGGCAUAUCCUUCCUGUAGACUUGGCUCAAAAGGCACUACAUGAUCCCAAAUUCAGUUACGAAAAGUCUUUGUUCAAUAGUAGUUUUGGUGUUCUUAUUUAUUUUCAUGGAACCGGAGAAGCAAGAAGUUAUAGUGCUAGAAAAUACCAAUUACUCAGUUAUUAUUUUCAUAUUAUAGCAUUCGACUACAGAGAUUAUGCAGAUUCUUCCCCAGGAAGCCUUUCUGAAACUGCAGUUGUUAAUGAUUGUGUGCAAUUAUAUUAUUGGGUUAAAAAUAGAACCCUGUCACCAAUAUAUGUAUGGGGUCAUUCUUUGGGGUCAGCUUUGGCGACACGUACUGUCGCAUCUUUGGAAAAUUCUGGAAUCCACACAUAUGGUUUAGUUUUGGAAUCUGCAUUUACAAAUUUGAGGGAUGAGUUAUAUGUUCAUCCAUUUGGGAAGAUAUUUGCAUGGUUGCCAUGGUUUAGUGCAACUAUCUUGGAGCCAUUGGAGAGAAAUGGUUUCAUUUUCAAUACAUCAUCUAACAUCUUGGAAGUAACUUGUCCAAUAAUGAUACUGCACGCUCAAGAUGAUCCUGAAGUGCCUUGCGAAUUUGGAAGACAGUUAUAUGAAAUAGCUUCUAAAAGGUCUCCUAAAGCAAACAGCACUACAGUGUACCAUGAAUUUGAUGCCGAUUUGGACUAUGAUCAUAUUUACAUUUAUCAGGAUCCAUUUUUGAAGUAUUAUAUUAUGGAUUUUAUGGCUAUUGCUGCUAAUCAAUCAACAUUGUUAUGAUAUUUAUUUAUAUUUCAAAGCUCCUAUCAAAGAAAUAAAAGGCUGUGAUGCAUCGUCAAUUGAACAAAGGUCAAGAACUUAUUUUCUCAUAAGCCGCACCUAUUGACUCAUUUGUAUUAUAUAUUAACAAGUGUUAUUCAAACAAUAACGAAAUAUAACGUUCACAGUAUUCUCAA